AUGGCUUCGCAACAAUCCGUCGCCAGCACGUCGCCACCGCCGGCGACAGGCAGAAGCACCGCAAUGGCGCAGGACCAGGAGAUUUGUUUCGUCAACACGACGGGCAAACCUGCAAAGGGCUGGCGGGCCACAAAUACAACGGUCCGAUCGCAUGUGAUGCGCAGGUACAAACGCCAAGAGCGCACAAAAACACGCAAAGACGGCGUCUCUGAUAACAGCUCGAUCCGGGCCUUUUCAACUGGCGCGUCUUUGGCGGCGGCAACGGCUGCCACCGAUCUGGAACCCGGCGUGCUUUCGAGUCCUUCGUCCCUCGAGCCAUCGCUUUCGGGAAGCGGCCCGAGUGAUGACGCGACGAGGAGACGUGAGAGUGCCAGGAGCGAUAGGGGCACGGAGGGCGGCGGGACGACUCUGUCGAUUUUGGACCAGGACAUGGAGGAAUGGCCGGCUGCAGACAACAGCAUUGCAUUUCCUGCCUCCAGGUCCCCCGAGAUCAGGACCUGGCUCGACGGCAGCAUCGACCCGUUCGCCUGUCUUCCCAUCCCGCCCACGCCACGAACUCUCAUGCUUUUGCAGCAGAAUGCAUUUGCCGCCAUUCGAACGUCGGUUCACGCCGACGCCGACGAUGUGUGGCGGCGCUCGUGCAGCAGCGACCCUGCCUGGCUCUUUAUGACGUUGUUCUACGCCUCCGCACGGUUCCCCAGCACCUCGACAGCGGAUGCCGCGGAAGACGCAAGCUAUCUGCUGAAGUCCAUUGCGGCUAUCAACGAGAGCAUUUCGGACGCACCGGCGUGCGUCAGCGACUCCACCAUUGCCACUGUGGCCUGUCUCGCAAACAUUGACGUACGUUCUUUGCUGUGUUAG
Messenger RNA from Sporothrix schenckii 1099-18, 861 nucleotides. RefSeq lists its product as uncharacterized. The record is from RefSeq and is a predicted model, not a curated record. The transcript is spliced from 2 exons. The coding region runs from base 1 to 861 and encodes 286 amino acids. Lineage: Eukaryota; Fungi; Ascomycota; Sordariomycetes; Ophiostomatales; Ophiostomataceae.